GGUUAGUAAAAGUUGGGAUCGGAGCUCCGGAGAGAGAAACAGACAGGAGGAGAGAUAGAGAGAAAGAGAUAAAGAGGGGACGGACAAUUAACCAGACAAUUAAUCGGCUUUUAUAGCAGGGAAAGCGCUUCUUCUUUGUUGUAGAUUAGCUCGGCACACAGAGAGAAACAGUGAGGGAAGAAGAGACAGAACGGACAGACGACUUUCUCUGAAGUUACGAGGAAGAGCAGCAGCCACCGACCUGUAUUUUGGAUUUGUCUAACUAAGGGGGGGAAACACGGCUUCGUGCAUGGCCAUAACCGCUUAUAACUUAAACAAAAGUUGAAGUUCGGAGUCGUGACAGUCGGUAAAUGUGGUGACAUUUUUUUAGGAGAGCAUACAUUGCUCCAUCGGUCGACGGUCGAGUGGCGGGGUAAAAACCCGAGCUGUCAAACCCGAUGACGACUGCUAACUGCCCCGGGAAUGAGGAGCUGGACUUCAGGCUGAUCUUCGGGGAGGACGGGCAGCAGCAGCCGCUGGGGCCUGCAGAUCUGGAGCCCGAUGACAACACGUCGUUCUACAUCCUGAAUGUGGGCCAGCCCCAGUCUAUGAUCACCAACCACCAGUCUGUUGGCCUGCCUCGUCAUGGCAUGCAGUCCCACUCCCAGUUCAUCAGCUCCUCCCCACGCCUUCACUCACACAGACAAGGAUCGGAUCCUCCGAGAUAUGAAGCCCCAGACUCCAAGUAUGGCUCCUCCCCUCUGCUGCCCUCGGCUCCUGUGGAGGCGCCGAAGGCCUUCGAGUGCCCCAGCAUCCAGAUCACCUCCAUCUCCCCCAGCUGCCAGCAGGAGAUGGACGCCAAUGAGCAGGAUCUGAGGGCCAAUGGGCCUGAUGGGGACUAUCAUGUGGAUAGGCCCCUGUCCAGAGACCACCUGUACCUGCCUCUGGACCACUCGUACCGGGACUCUUCGCUCAGCCCGAGUCCGUGCAGCAGCCUCUCCUCUCGGAGCUGGUUCUCUGACGCCUCCUCAUGUGAAUCUUUCUCACACGUCUAUGACGAUGUUGACUCGGAGCUAAACGAGGCGGCGGCCCGCUUCACCCUCGGCUCCCCUCUGACUUCCCCGGGAUGUAUCUCCCCUCAAACCUGUGGGGGGGUUUUGGAGGAGCAGCCCAACUGGCAGCACCAUCACCCCGCCUUCGUGCACCACUCCCACUCCAUCAGCCUGUCACCCCGGACGUCCCCGUGCCACUCGCCACGCACCAGUGUCACCGAUGAGAAUUGGCUUAGCCCGCGUCCCACCUCUAGGCCCUCCUCACGUCCCACCUCACCCUGUGGGAAGAGGCGCCACUCCAGCGCUGACAUCUGCUACCCAGGCUCCUUGUCUCCUCAUCACUCACCCUCACCCACGCCAGGACCUUCACCCAGGGGCAGCGUGACGGAGGACACAUGGAUCGGCAGUCCUUCUUUAGGCAUGUCUCCCUUCCAGUGCUGUCCAUCAGAGGCAGACAUCCCGUCCAAGACGAGGAAGACGUCGCAGGACAGAACAGCAAUGCAGACUGGGACAGGGGAGAUGGGGCUAGAUGACCAAGGAAAUAUGUCUCCUAAUCUAGACUCUCCUUCUGACGAUGGUCUCCACAGUCUGAAGAAGGACGGGCCCGGGGAACAGUUCCUCUCAGUGCCCUCUCACUUCUCAUGGAAUAAACCCAAACCUGGUCACACGCCCAUAUUCAGGACCUCCUCACUGCCUCCUCUGGACUGGCCGCUGCCGAGCCAGUUUGGCCAGUAUGAAUUGAAGAUAGAAGUGCAACCCAAAGCCCACCACCGAGCGCAUUACGAGACCGAGGGCAGCCGAGGAGCCGUCAAAGCUUCUUCCGGUGGCCACCCGAUUGCCAAGCUCAUUGGCUACACUGAGAAGCCCAUCAACCUGCAGAUGUUCAUCGGAACAGCAGACGACCGCUACUUGAGGCCGCACGCCUUCUACCAGGUGCACCGGAUCACCGGGAAAACUGUAGCCACGGCCAGCCAAGAAAUUGUAGUCACCAGCACCAAAGUUCUCGAAAUUCCUCUCCUGCCUGAAAACAACAUGACAGCCGGCAUCGACUGUGCUGGCAUCCUGAAGCUGCGGAACUCAGACAUCGAGCUGCGGAAGGGGGAGACGGAUAUCGGAAGGAAGAACACACGGGUCCGCGUGGUCUUCCGAGUCCACAUCCCACAACCCAACGGGAAGGUGCUCUCUCUGCAGGCCGCUUCUAUCCCUGUGGAGUGCUCCCAGCGUUCGGCUCAAGAGCUGCCCCAGGUGGAGAAAUUCAGCCUGACCAGCUGUCUGGUCAGCGGGGGAGAAGAGAUGGUCAUCACCGGCUCCAACUUCUUCCCUGAGUCCAAGGUCAUCUUCCUGGAGAAAGGCCCUGAUGGACGACCACAGUGGGAAGUUGAGGCAAAAAUAAUGCGUGAGAAAACUCAAGGAUCGUGCAUCAUUGUGGAGGUCCCUCCCUACCACAGUAAGUCUGUGGGCUCAGCUGUGCAGGUGCAGUUUUAUGUCUGCAAUGGCAAGCGGAAAAGGAGCCAAUCGCAACGCUUCACUUACCUAUCAGUGUUGGUGAAACAGGAGCACAGAGAAGAGCUGGACCUCUCUGCCGUCUCCCCCAUGUCCCUCCCCCUGGCCCAUGCUGGCGGGCUGGUGCGCCCCCAGCUGCCCUCUCCGGAGCAGUGCCACCCAUCGGACGGCCUUCUGUCCAGCUCCCCCCACGGCCUGCUCCCCCUGCAGGGCCCCUGCCCCUCCCUGGGCUCCCCGUCUUUCCAGCACCUGCCUCACCUCCAGAGUCGCAGCUUGCACCACCCCCCCGCAGACUGCCACAUGACGUUCCACCCGACCCCUGCUCCUCUCCCUGCGCCCCCCCGGCCCUCCUACCAGUCCAUGCAGCACGGCCACAGCCACAGCCUGCCCUUCAACGGCCAGUCCCCCCUUCCCCUUCAGGGCUACGAGAGGAUUCCCUUCCAGCACAGCGUCUCUGCAGCGUCUCACCCGAUGGGGAUGGGGAUGGUGUACCCUUCCUCCCCGUGCUCCUCACCAUCAGCUCCCCCCUCCUCAAACAGCAUAGCUGGGUCUCCCCAGAGCCAACAACCGAUGCUCUCCCCCUCAUCCCCACGCCUGCACACACUCGGAGGCUAUCACUGCUCCCCAAACCCCCCUCAGGUGCCCUCUCCCGGCGGCCACCCCCUCGUGGGGCAGCUGCAGAGAGCGAUGGGCUACCACCCCGUGGGUCAGAGGUCAGCCUCCUGUCCCACCCCGUCCAGCGCCCCUGCUACCAGGAUGAUCCCCUCUCCCCACUCAGGGCCUUCCUCCCCUCAGCUCCACUCGCUGCCCUACCAGUCUCCCACCUCCUCCUCCCCCACAUCAGGUGGCAGUCCUCUGGGGCCCAUGCAGCAGCAGCAGCAGCAGCAGCAGCAGCAGCAGCAGCACUCAGGUCAGCACUCCCCCCAGGCCACCAGCCCGGUCAUGGCCAGCCUCUCCCCGGUGGCAGCGGGGCCUCUGAUUCACCCUCUGAGCCCACAGGGACCCUUCCCCUCGGACAAAGAGAGGCCGGACAUCAAAGAGGAGCCUGAGGAGAAGGAGCCCACCUUCCGCUCCAUCGGCCUACAGGACAUCACGCUGGACGAUGUGAAUGAAAUCAUCGGCAGAGACAUGUCCCAGUCCCCCAGCACCCACGGUCCUCCGUCAGCUCACAACCAGUCAUAGCCCCGCCCCCUCCAGGACCUGAUGCAGCCUUCUGGCUCAGGGAACCCCCCCCCCUGCGACACGGGCCAGGUCCAGGUCCAGGUGCUGUGUGCGAUGGCAGGAAGACAUAAGAAAGACUGUGUUCAGAAACAGACGUGUGGUGAUUCUGUUGGAGCCUCAUGGACCUGUUAGACACGCAGACACGCUCAUACGUCUCCUCGGAUUUCAUUUCAAAUCUACUGAAACUGUAGAAACAGAACUCUCAACUCCACUCAGAAGACAGAGAAGGUGAACAUGUGGAGUCACAGCGACGACCCCGUGUCUUCCCCAACCAUCAGAUCUCUACGACUGGAGCUCGCCCUUUGCAUAACUGUCUGUAGUGGAGACAACACCACGGUGUGUGUGUGUGUGUGUGUGCGCGUGUGUGUGUGUGUCCCUCUCACCAGCAUCGCCCUUCUUGGACGAAGAAGACAUAUUAGAUUAACAGAAACUCAGGAGUGCAACGUGGUCUCACAGAAAGCCAGAGCUGGGAUACAAAUCGUUUCUCGAGGUUGUUUUAGUUCAGUAAGAAAGGCAAAAACAAUUAUAAACAACAAUAACAAUCAGGAUUACAAACAGUUAAGUGUGGCAAAACUAAUCACAGUUGGAGAAAACUGUUUAAACAAACACAAAUUUGCAUUACUCGAUUCAAAUCAAACCAUCAUUUUUUUUAAAUAUCUGCCUGCAUUUGUAGUUUGGCACCAGUUUUUGGCUCAGUGAUGCAACGCUGAUAAACCCAUUCAGGUCUGGAGUGCAGGGCCCGGAGGAUCUGAUCUGGGAUCUGCAACCUGCAACAUUCCACUACUGUAGCCCCCCUGCAGCCGUGUAGAUAUCUGUACAUGAACCCCCUCUUCUUCAUCAUUUACUCCCUCCCUCCCUCUCCUCUACCGUCUUCUUCAAGUUGAACAAAUGCCUUAUUAACACUUAGCAGCUUCGAAUGGUUCUAAAGUAACGACUUUUCAUGUGUUGCACAGCUGGCUUUGAGUGUGACUGUAAUAUUGUGUACAAAAAAACAUGGUUUCACGAAUCCUGAUGAGUUCUCUGAUUGUCAUUCAAAUAUAUUUGAAGGGGCCCGAUAUUUCCACGUUACAGAGAAGUGUUUUUAAUAAUGACAUCUCUCUUCAUGCAAUAGCUCCCCACAUCUCCCAGGGGCCCUUGUGUGCCUUCAAAAUUCCUAAACGCCACCAUACUUUGGAUGGGAAAUGAUCUGAUUUGAAUAGUAUUUUAUACAUAACGAUGUUUAUAUAAUGCAUUCAUGUAUUGUUCCCCGUCCUUAAUGAACAAUUAAAAAAACAAUCCCAAAGUCUAGAGAACAACAUCUGGAUGCACUUCCUGUUCCCUCCAGUCGAUGUCAGCUGUUCACAAACUCAUUACUUGUCUCCAGAAUGAUGUUUUCAUAUUUCCUAUUCUCACAGAUAUGCAGUGCCUGUACGGCAGCAAUAACGGGGUCCUGAGAGGGUCCUGAGAGGGUCUUCAGGCGUGGAGGAGAACUGAUUAUUUUUCUUGCCUUAAGCUUGACAAUGAUGCUCCUGCAUGUGAGAGCGGAGGAGUGUUGCUUAUGACGUUUUCAAGUCAGUUUCCAGGUGAAAAUGAUUUAGCUAUGCAUUAAAAUUCUGCCUAAUGCCUUUUAAAAUGAGGAGAAAAAAUAGAAAAAAAUAGAAAAACAAACCUUGUUGCCUAUAGAAGUAGACUUGUUGUAGACGCUUGAUUUAUUCUGUUAGCAUCCUGGAGCCAAUCUGCCUUGUUAAGGACGCAGUGCGAGCAUCUUAAUGGGUUCAGGUGUGUUUCUACCAAAUAUGCUGUACAGAAGAGCUUUAAGAAGCACACGUGUAUUUAGGCUAUGCAAACGACAACAGCAGCUAAUGUAAGACAUGACAUGAAACAUGAGAUUAUAAACUAGCUGCUUAUUCAGAGCGGAAAGAAAAGGGAAAGCAUUCAGAGAGGGAGAAUCAUGUCACGAUGUAAACUAUUAGGAUGCCUUAACUCCUGUUUGUGUCUGUAUUCUGUUUGAGUUUUCUUUUUCUCCACGACUAAGACAGAAGUCGGUAACUCGUUUUAUUCCCUUUGUUUUGUGUUUUGGGGCACAGGGUGGACUUUGAGGGUUGGCUGGGAGGAGGGAGAUGGCUUAUUUGAUGUUGUUGUUGCAUAUAAAGCUGGUUCUGCAGCUUGAAAGACCCGAGUCAAAAAAAAGGAAUAGAAAACCAGCAUGGACAGUAAACUCUGUCCUCUUGUCUCAACCAAAGAGCGAACAACGUGUUCCCGUCAGACAGAGACUGUACCACUCGAUUUUUGAUACUUUCAAAUGGAUGUCAUUCCUAAAAGGUUGGGGACAUGUGAGUGUUGAAUAUAUAUGGUAUAUAUAAAUAUAUAGUAUAUAUCUAUAUAUACACAUUUCAUAUAUACACACAUGUUUAUAUAAACACAUGUAUGUAUGUAUAUAUAUAUACACACACAUGUUUAUAUAAACACAUAAGAUAUGAUAUAUAUAUAUAUAUAUAUACACCCACAUGUGCAUAUACUUGUGUGUACUUAUAUAUAUAUGUUUUGUAAAAUAAAAGGGAAAUACAGGUUUAGCUGAUGUUUACCGAGCCUUGUAUUGUCAUUUCUUGUAUAUUUUGUAUGUUACAUUUUUUGUAAUUUUUAAGACUGCAGUGCUUUUUGAAAUUCUUCAAAGGGAAUACCUUGCAUCAUACUGUAGGCUCUAAAGUAGUGUAUAUCAAUAAAACUGAAAAUGCA
Messenger RNA from Trematomus bernacchii (emerald rockcod), 6470 nucleotides. It is a transcript of the gene nfatc3a, whose product is annotated as nuclear factor of activated T cells 3a. The transcript has 10 exons. NCBI's taxonomy places the organism in Eukaryota, Metazoa, Chordata, Actinopteri, Perciformes, Nototheniidae. Gene Ontology annotation, cellular component: transcription regulator complex. Gene Ontology annotation, molecular function: DNA-binding transcription factor activity, RNA polymerase II-specific; transcription factor binding; RNA polymerase II cis-regulatory region sequence-specific DNA binding. Gene Ontology annotation, biological process: regulation of transcription by RNA polymerase II; cytokine production; calcineurin-NFAT signaling cascade. The coding region runs from base 438 to 3716 and encodes 1092 amino acids. The record is from RefSeq and is a predicted model, not a curated record.